Messenger RNA from Dreissena polymorpha, 3542 nucleotides. RefSeq lists its product as uncharacterized. Gene Ontology annotation, molecular function: peptidase inhibitor activity. The record is from RefSeq and is a predicted model, not a curated record. The transcript is spliced from 8 exons. Bases 91 to 2277 code for a protein of 728 amino acids. Lineage: Eukaryota; Metazoa; Mollusca; Bivalvia; Myida; Dreissenidae. Gene Ontology annotation, cellular component: extracellular region.
CAAAACUACCACGCGACCAUUAUUCCUAUCAAGGCGGACAUUUAUUUGCUUUAGUCUAGUUUCAAAUUCAAUUCUCAGUCAGAAUAAGAAAUGGAUGUCUUUGUCGCUCUGUUAAUGUGUGUGAUAUGCGUGACAAAAGCGGCGAAUGCUCAACUCCAAUUGAGCGGCGGCGACGCAUUCAUCAACAGACGAGUGCUAUUAAAUUGCACCCUGCCAUCAGCCGCGACCAUUGUGACCUGGCAUUCGUCAGACAAAAGCAACAGUUAUGAGACCGUGGCUGUGAUUCAGGAAUACUCCAAUGGAAGGUGUAGCCAGAGCCCAAACUCAAACUUAACGUGUACUUGCAAUUUCUCAUUGUUUACCUGCGCGAUCAAUUCGGUCAAUUUAUCCAACGACGGACAGCGAUGGCGUUGUUCGGCAAGCAUUAAUAGUGCUACAAUGUACAGCAACACUCAUACCAUUAGCGUUCUAACGGCGAAUGCUCAACUCCAAUUGAGCGGCGGCGACGCAUUCCUCAAUACACGAGUGCUAUUGAAAUGCACCCUGCCAUCAGCCGCGACCAUUGUGACCUGGCAUUCGUCAGACAAAAGCAACAAUUAUGAGACAGUGGCUGUGAUUCAAGAAUUCUCGAAUGGAAGGUGUAGCCAGAGCCCAAACUCAAACUUAACGUGUACUUGCAAUUCCACGUUGUUUACCUGCGCGAUCAAUUCGGUCAAGUUAUCAAACGACGGACAGCGAUGGCGUUGCUCGGCAAGCAUCAAUAGUACAACAAUGUACAGCAACACGCAUACCAUUAGCGUUUCAACGGCGAAUGCUCAACUCCAAUUGAAUGGUGGUGACGCAUUUCUCAAUACACGAGUGCUUUUGAGUUGCACCCUGCCAUCAGCCGCGACCAUUGUGACCUGGCAUUCGUCAGACAAAAGCAACAAUUAUGAGACCGUGGCUGUGAUUCAGGAAUUCUCCAAUGGAAGGUGUAGCCAGAGCCCAAACUCAAACUUAACGUGUACUUGCAAUUCCACGUUAUUUACCUGCGCGAUCAAUUCGGUCAAGUUAUCCAACGACGGACAGCGAUGGCGUUGCUCGGCAAGCAUUAAUAGUGCUACAAUGUACAGCAACAUUCAUACAGUUAGCGUUUCAACGGCGAAUGCUCAACUCCAAUUGAACGGCGGUGACGCAUUCCUCAAUACACGAGUGCUUUUGAAUUGCACCCUUCCAUCAGCCGCGACCAUUGUGACCUGGCAUUUGUCAGACAAAAGCAUCAAUUAUGAGACCGUGGCUGUGAUUCAGGAAUUCUCCAAUGGAAGGUGUAGCCAGAGCCCAAACUCAAACUUAACGUGUACUUGCAAUUCCACGUUGUUUACCUGCGCGAUCAAUUCGGUCAAUUUAUCCAACGACGGACAGCGAUGGCGUUGCUCGGCAAGCAUUAAUAGUACGACAAUGUACAGCAACACUCAUACCAUUAGCGUUCUAACGGCGAAUGCUCAACUCCAAUUGAGCGGCGGCGACGCAUUCAUCAACACACGAGUGCUUUUGAAAUGCACCCUGCCAUCAGCCGCGACCAUUGUGACCUGGCAUUCGUCAGACAAAAGCAACAGUUAUGAGACCGUGGCUGUGAUUCAGGAAUACUCCAAUGGAAGGUGUAGCCAGAGCCCAAACUCAAACUUAACGUGUACUUGCAAUUCCACGUUGUUUACCUGCGCGAUCAAUUCGGUCAAUUUAUCAAACGACGGACAGCGAUGGCGUUGCUCGGCAAGCAUUAAUAGUACGACAAUGUACAGCAACACUCAUACCAUUAGCGUUCUAACGGCGAAUGCUCAACUCCAAUUGAACGGCGGUGACGCAUUCCUCGAUACAAGAGUGCUUUUGAAUUGCACCCUGCCAUCAGCCGCAACCAUUGUGACCUGGCAUUUGUCAGACAAAAGCCACAAUUAUGAGACCGUGGCUGUGAUUCAGGAAUUCUCCAAUGGAAGGUGUAGCCAGAGCCCAAACUCAAACUUAACGUGUACUUGCAAUUCCACGUUAUUUACCUGCGCGAUCAAUUCGGUCAAUUUAUCCAACGACGGAGAGCGAUGGCGUUGCUCGGCAAGCAUUAAUAGUACGACAAUGUACAGCAACACGCAUACCAUUAGCGUUCUAAUCAAACCAGGCAGAUGUCCUAGACCAAGGCCUGGUACCGUUGGGAUAUGCCUGCAAAGGUGCAGGUCCGAUAAUGACUGCCCGGGGGCACAAAAAUGCUGUUCCAAUGGCUGCGGAAAUGAGUGCAGGGGUGCAGUCUAAAGAGGCAGUUACACAACGUUUGGCUGAAAAAUGAUUCUAUAGAAAGUACCCUUUUCUGCUAUAUAACGGAAUAUAUGUGUAGUAAAGUUUAGUUUUAUUAUGUCAUUAUUAUGUUUCUUUAAUUAUAUGAUGUCAUUUUUCAUUACACAGAUUUUUCAUAAUUAACAGUUAGUCAUCAGCACUUAUGAUACGCCUAUCAACUAAGAGAUAGUUAAAAGAAAGACAACCUGUAUAUAAGUUUGCAGUAUUUAUCUCCCUUGUUUAACCUGGUUACUCAGAUUCCCUUAUCUAUUUUUAGAUCAACUUUGGAAUUUGUUAAACCCCUGGGUUUCAAAACACUUUAAGGUCUCAUCAUUCAUAAUGCAUGUUUUUCUAAUAUAAUGACAUUUAUACUUUACUUGUGUAAAUCUAUACUAAUUGUUUUAUCACUGUUAUUAUCAGUAUUUUGCAAAUUAAUCAAUAAUGGGAACCAUUACUGAUAAGCCUUCUUUGAGAAAAUCCCCUGCAGAGUUCCCUAGAGCUAAGAUAUUGAUUAUUAAUUAUUGGUGUGUUUUGAUAAUUGAAUUCAUGCGCACUUUGCAUAUUUUAUAAAAAGUAUGUUGUUUAUGUUCAAUUUAAAUAACAUUGAUGAUUUGAGUGUUUGUAUUAUAUUUUUAGUCUAUGAGUAGAGAUUAUAUUUUUAACCAAUCAAAAUGUCUGUAAAUGGACUGAUCUAAGGGAAAAUAGACUGUUCUGUGAGUGGUCUUAGAACAGUAUAAAAUAAGCUGUUUUGGUUGAAUUAAUCACUUCUUGAUGCUUUCUUGAAAAGGUAACAACUCUUAGUCAAAGGUGGGACAUUUUUUAAAUAAAUAAUUAAUGAAACUCUAAAUUAUUGUAACACCAGCAUCAGCACAUUUCGGCAUUAUUUUCCAAAUUAUUGUUAUUAUUUAGAUUAUUUUUAUUUUCUAAAUUAGAAAGACUAUUUUAUUUAAAUAACUUAAGUAAAUUAUUAUAUUUUUACAUUUGAUUCACUUGAGUUUUACCACUCUCCAUAAAUUGUGUUCUUCAGAUUAAGUUAGACCUAUUUUCUAAACUAGAUUAUUGAAGUAACUGCUAGACUUACAGUAACUUAUAAUUAUAUCAGUUUUUGACAGAUUGUGAACUUCUUUUCUUUUACAUUCAUUAAGGUAUUCGCUGUAUUUUGUUCAUUUUUAAUGAUACUUAGAUUCUUUAGACUUGGCUUGUACCUGUUCUUACUCUCUGUCAUUGUUCUUCAUUUUACUAGU